Penicillium soppii is the source of this 1665-nucleotide messenger RNA. RefSeq names its product tRNA 1-methyladenosine methyltransferase subunit GCD10 (gene trm6). Bases 1 to 1665 code for a protein of 554 amino acids. The transcript is spliced from 2 exons. Gene Ontology annotation, cellular component: nucleus; tRNA (m1A) methyltransferase complex. The record is from RefSeq and is a predicted model, not a curated record. NCBI's taxonomy places the organism in Eukaryota, Fungi, Ascomycota, Eurotiomycetes, Eurotiales, Aspergillaceae. Gene Ontology annotation, biological process: tRNA methylation.
AUGCAUUCCUACAUUCGCCCAAACCAAUGGGUGGCUCUCAAACUUCCGUCAGAUCAGCUAAGGCUUGUUCAGAUCAUCCCCAACACAACUGUCAGUUUGAACAGAUUCGGUAAUUUUGCUGCCAAUCAGAUCAUCGGGCGGCCGUUGUACUUCACCUUUGAAAUUUUGGAUUCGCGCGACGAAUCCGGCCACCAACUACGUGUCUUGUCCGCCACCGAGUUGCAUGCAGAGACCCUCAUCGCCGACGGGGAGGGAGAUGUCGAGACCGAAGACCUGGACGCAGGUGAAAAUGGAGCGCCGAUGCGAACGAAUCGCGAAAUUAUCGACAUGAACGCUUCUCAAAAAUUGACACUCGAGGAAAUUGAAGAAUUGAAGAAAGAAGCUGGUGGUGCCGGGAGAGACAUUGUCGCAAAGCUUUUGGAGUCACAUAGCGCUCUAGACCAGAAGACCGCAUUCUCUCUUGCCAAGUACACCUUGCGCAAACGCAAGAAGUAUAUGAAGCGGUUCACCGUGCUUCCGUUGGACGUGGGUCUUCUCGCCAAUUACUUGAUGCAAGAACGGGAUGCGCAAAAGAUCAUGGAGCUGCGGGACGAGCACAUUGGGCUCAUUGGGUGCUGGGGAAACGUACACCACAGUGGCAACGUCGAAGUGGCACCAGAGGUAAAGCCGCAUGGCCGGUAUGCGGUCGUGGAUGAAACGGCCGGACUCGUUGUCGCCGCAAUGGCUGAACGGAUGGGAAUUCUCUAUCCUCACGAUACUGAGGAAGAUCAGACAGAAGAGCAACAAGAUGCUCCGGCCGAAGAAACUGCAGAGAUCCAGGAUGCUAGUGGCCCACCAAAACCCCGGCGUGUACGUCCUCAGGCGAUGUCCGCGACCACCAACACCAUCACCGUGAUACACGCAUACGCGCAACCUAACCUCUCACUUUUGAAAUACUUUGGCUACGACAGCAACAACCCCGACGAGUCCCAUCCUCUCUACACCCGCCUUAAGUCAAUUUCUUGGAUGCAGCUGGUUGAACCCAAUUCAGAUCCACUCUACGCCAACGAGCCACCCGUAAUUUCCCCAGAGGAACUGGUCGAUUUGAAACAGAGCAAGCGUACGACAUACUACCACAAGCGCAACAGGUGGCAACGAGUCAAAUCCGUCGUGGACGAGGGCCGGGCCGGUAACUUCGACGGUUUGGUCGUGGCCACCCUGUUAGAACCGUCAAGUGUCUUGAGGACAAUGGUCCCACUCCUUGCGGGAUCUGCCCCUGUUGUCAUAUACUCGCCAAAUGUCGAGCCUCUUGUCGAGCUGAUGGACAUGUACUCCACUGCUCGUAGAACCGCGUUUAUCUCCAAGAAGCGAGAAUUGGAGUCAAAAGCAUCAGAAGCAGAAACCGCUGACCUUACCUCCCUCCACGAUGAGUUUGUGGUCGAUCCAACUAUUCUCCUCCCCCCUACUUUGCAAUCUUCGCGUGUGCGGCCUUGGCAGGUUCUACCGGGUCGAACCCACCCUCUGAUGACUGGGCGUGGUGGUGCAGAGGGAUAUAUUUUCCAUGGCAUCCGAGUGUUCCCUACCGCACAAAAGAUUCAGGCCGCUGGAAACGUUCGCCACAAGCGACGAAAGUUGGAGGCAACAUCAACGCCAGCCAGUGAUCGAGAUGUGGAAAUGACGUCCUAG